ACAAUGAAGAUUCAAUUUCAAUUGAUCUUGAAUUGGGAAAACAAUAUUCACAAGCUAAAGGAUUUAGUUUCUUUGGUGUUUAUGAUAGAAAGAAAGUUUCAGAAAUGUGUUCUAAAAAAUUGCCACAUUAUGUUGCUAAAAAUCUGGACUUUCGUGACCAAACUAAAGUCAAACAAACUAAAGUCAAAAGUGCCAUCAAAAAAGGGUUUGAACAAACUAAGCAAUAUCUGAAAUCAGUACCAUUUUCGAAAGAUGGGGUCUACAGCAGUGAUGAUAGUGAUGACACUAUUAAAAGAUUUAAUUGUUAUUCUUCAGCUUUUAUAUCAAGUAAUGGACUUUCUGCUAAAAUUACAAAGGAACAUGAUUUGCAUAAUAGAUUAGACAAUAUAUCUGGUCGUGGAAUACAAUAUACUCGAUCUUUUGGUGAUUUUUAUAUUAAAGAUAAAGCUAAGAAUACUGAACCAGAAUUUAUCAAUGAAAUUUAUAAUGCUAAAAAUUUAGACUUACUUGUUCUUUGUUCUGAUGGUAUUAUGAAUCAGCUUAGAAACUAUAAGAGAAUGCCAACAGAAGUUUUAUUAAGCUACAUGAUGCAGUAUAAAAACAAAAUAUUUAAAUUAUUAUUAGAAUCAGCUUGCAAAGACUUGAUCAAAUUGUGUGAUUCAAUUUCUCAAUCUGAAUAUUGUACUGAUGAUAUAUCGAUUAUUAUAAUAUUAUUUAUAAAUGGUAGAUCUUUUAAGAAGUGGCAUGAAGAUACAACAAAAAAUGCAGAAAACUCGAAAGUUUGGAUGAAUUUGAAAACUACAGAUGAUGAAGAUUUAUCCGAUAUUUCUGAACAAGAUUUAGUGAAACCAGUAAAAAAUAGUUUCUUUGAGAUUUAUGAUGCUAAUGAGGAUGCUGAAGCAUUUUAUAAUAUAACUGUUCCCUGA
This is a messenger RNA of Racocetra persica, 926 nucleotides long. NCBI's taxonomy places the organism in Eukaryota, Fungi, Glomeromycota, Glomeromycetes, Diversisporales, Gigasporaceae. The record is from the annotation of a GenBank genome assembly.